Messenger RNA from Myotis lucifugus (little brown bat), 538 nucleotides. RefSeq names its product zinc finger protein castor homolog 1-like. Bases 23 to 538 code for a protein of 171 amino acids. Gene Ontology annotation, cellular component: nucleus. NCBI's taxonomy places the organism in Eukaryota, Metazoa, Chordata, Mammalia, Chiroptera, Vespertilionidae. The transcript is spliced from 4 exons. The record is from RefSeq and is a predicted model, not a curated record. Gene Ontology annotation, molecular function: RNA polymerase II transcription regulatory region sequence-specific DNA binding; DNA-binding transcription factor activity, RNA polymerase II-specific. Gene Ontology annotation, biological process: positive regulation of transcription by RNA polymerase II; regulation of neuron differentiation.
AGCCUGAUGGACACGGAGACAGAUGAGUACAUGGACUACACCGGCUGCAGCCCGGGUGCCGUGUCCUACGAGUCGUCCACCAUGGACCGGAGCUGCUACAGCACCCCGUGGGCAACGAGAGCACGGCCGCAGUGCCACUCUCGGAGCCACCCGGGGCCUGGCCCACCCCAUCAGCAGCCAGCCCAGCUUCCCGCCUGUCACUGCCACUCCACCUCCAGUAAAAAGUGACGUCCCCCUAGUUCAGGAUGCUGCAGGGAACACCAUCUCCAUGCCGACAGCCUUAGGGGCCAAGAAGCGCCUCUGGAUCAACGAGGGAAUGUCUCGGUUCGGGAAGAGCGCAAGAGGACCUCCUCUCCGCAAGAUGCUGGACGAAGGCAUGAUGCUUGGAGGCUUCCCGCCCUCCAACCUCACCAAGACUCUGUGCCCUGAGCCGACCUCCUUCCAGGGGGCCAGUCCUCCCAGGGCCCCCAUCGCCUUCUUCCACUCUGAGGACGGCUCACUGGGUGCCACUCCUGCAGGGACCACACCGCUGUCCUGA